Moneuplotes crassus is the source of this 729-nucleotide messenger RNA. The record is from the annotation of a GenBank genome assembly. Lineage: Eukaryota; Ciliophora; Spirotrichea; Euplotida; Euplotidae.
AUUCGAAUUCGGAAAGAUCAAAAGAUUCUUCAAAGGACGUUAUAAGGCGAUUGCCUCUCUAGAGGCUUGGAUGGCAAUUUAACUCAUCAGAAUAAAAACAGACUCUAGAGUUUGAUUAAAAUCAAGAUCAAAAUCCAUGGAUGGAAGCAAUUCGAAAAAGAGAGACCUUAAAGAAGUCGAAAAAUAUAGCAGAGGCAAGAAUAAUGACGAAAGUGAAGAAAUGAGGCUCUCAAAGGUUCUAAAAAUGACAAAAAAGACAAAAAAAUCAAGAAAACCAAGCACUCCCAGAAAAAUUCACAAAAUCCUUGACCUUAACGACUCCUUCUCCAACCUCAGCUUCGAAGCUGACGCCAUUAAAAACCCUCACACACGGUCCACGGCCCAAAACCCUCCUCCAAACCCCCCUUACCACUACCCAGCCAGCACAAAUCCCCCACCCAGCACCCGCCCACCGUCCUUCCUCCUCCCUCCGUUCACCUACCUCAGGCCAGCCCCUCUCAUCCAGCACUGGGGCUACAGCCAACUUCCAAAUUUGCCCAGUCACCACCCCCAAAAUUUCACGAACAAAAAUCCAAAUUUCCUUCUGUCCCAAGCCCAGGCUGGCCUCUACCUCCAAGCUAGGCAGCCAGAGGCUGCCUGCUUUACAGUACAGGACCAGGCGAGGCUAGAAGGAUUAGUGGCAUUUGUAAGGGCGAAUUAUUGUUCGUGCAGAAUUGAUACUUAAUUUUU